ACUUUGUGAUGUGAUAUGCAGUUCUACGUGGUGUUAGGUCUGCUCGCUCUCAGUGGGCAAGCUUUCAGUCAAGAGUGUAAGACUGAGCUUUUGGAGAAAACAGACUUCCAGGGAGAUGACAUCAUCAAAGUUAUGUCUCCAGAUGCCGAGCACUGUCAGCUCGCGUGCACCCAGCACCCAACCUGCCGGUUCUUUACCUUCAACACUGGGAAUUUAAAUUGCUUCCUGAAGGACUCAUCCUCUGGACAGCCAAGUAAAAGGGUUAUCCAAUCUAUGGCAACCUCUGGCUUUGCUCUCAAAGGAUGUGACCCCUCAUUACAGUGUAAGACUGAGCUUUUGGAGAAAACAGACUUCCAGGGAGAUGACAUCAUCAAAGUUAUGUCUCCAGAUGCCGAGCACUGUCAGCUCGCGUGCACCCAGCACCCAACCUGCCGGUUCUUUACCUUCAACACUGGGAAUUUAAAUUGCUUCCUGAAGGACUCAUCCUCUGGACAGCCAAGUAAAAGGGUUAUCCAAUCUAUGGCAACCUCUGGCUUUGCUCUCAAAGGAUGUGACCCCUCAUUACAGUGUAAGACUGAGCUUUUGGAGAAAACAGACUUCCAGGGAGAUGACAUCAUCAAAGUUAUGUCUCCAGAUGCCGAGCACUGUCAGCUCGCGUGCACCCAGCACCCAACCUGCCGGUUCUUUACCUUCAACACUGGGAAUUUAAAUUGCUUCCUGAAGGACUCAUCCUCUGGACAGCCAAGUAAAAGGGUUAUCCAAUCUAUGGCAACCUCUGGCUUUGCUCUCAAAGGAUGUGACCCCUCAUUACAGUGUAAAACGGAGCUUUUGGAGAAAACAGACUUCCAGGGAGAUGACAUCAUCAAUGUUAUGUCUCCGGAUGCCGAGCACUGUCAGCUCGCGUGCACCCAGCACCCAACCUGCCGGUUCUUUACCUUCAUCACUGAGAAUUUCAAAUGCUUCCUGAAAGAUUCAUUAUCUGGACAGCCAAGUAAAAGUGUUAUCCUUUCUAAAGCAAUCUCUGGCUUUGCUCUCAAAGGAUGUGACCCCUCAAUACAAACGUGUCAAAGGCUUCUCCACAAGGUGUAUCCAAACGUGGACUUCCUGGGAGACGAUUUCCUGUCCCUGUUCACUGACAGCCAUGAGGAGUGUCAGAGAGCCUGUACCAACCAGCCAGGCUGCCAGGCCUUCACCUUCCUCACUGAAAACUUCACACCUGAGCAGUACAGGUACAAGUGCCAUCUGAAGUUCCUCUGGACAGUCCCCAGACCCCUGAAGGUCAGAAACCUCCCAGGGGCUUCCUCGGGAUUCUCUAAGAAUCUUGAUCCACUUCUAUUGGGAAGCAAGGAAGCCUGUAAAUCCACCAUUUUCAACGACACUGAUGUCAGAGGGGAGGACCUGGAGAAUGUUCCUGCUGUGUCUGCGGAACACUGCCAGCAUCUGUGCACGUCCCACCCACUUUGUAGCUACUUUAGCUUCCACAAAAUACAGCAAACCUGCUUCCUGAAAAACAAUAGAGAUAUGAUGAGGCUUGUGGCUGAGAAGAACAUGUUUACUGGGAUGCCAACGAGGCACUGUGCUCCCUCUAGUGACUGGGUGUUUGCUGACUAUGAUGGGGUAGAUUUCUUGGGCAGCGACAAGAAGUUUGUGUUACUGGAUGACAAGGAGUCUUGCAGGCAGGCCUGCAAUGAGGACCCGGCCUGUCAGUUUUACAGCUACCUUUCAUCAUCCUUUAAUGAUCCUGUAUACAGGCGUCGCUGCUACCUGAAGCUGAUCAUCACCCUUCCCCUGCCCCCUAAAGUGGGAUCCUUGCCCAACGUUGUGUCUGGAUUCUCCCUCAAUUGUGGUUUGUGAUGAGUUCCACGCAAGCUCAGAUUGUAGGAUGAAAGAUCUCACUGUGAUGUAAGAUCAGUGUGCUGUAGAAUAGUUUUAAUAAAUGAAUACAACAAAGACCAUUACAAA
Molecule: messenger RNA, 1962 nt
Organism: Osmerus eperlanus (European smelt)
Lineage: Eukaryota; Metazoa; Chordata; Actinopteri; Osmeriformes; Osmeridae
Product: coagulation factor XI-like
Exons: 15
Coding region: 16-1854 (612 amino acids)
Biological process (GO): proteolysis
Cellular component (GO): extracellular region
Molecular function (GO): protein binding
Source: RefSeq, a predicted model, not a curated record